AUGUCUUCAACAACCUCUACCCAUGACAAAUCAUCUGAUAAGGCUAAGGAUUUGACUAGAAAUAAUGGAACAAUCAACGAUACACAUCAAACAACAGAAGCUCACAAACACACCAAUACACGUCGCAAGUCAGAUGCAGAAAAACAUGCUCAUGUUGACGCACAUGUGAAAAUUGCUCAUCCAGCACACACACAUACGGAUUCGCACGGAAAAACAGCAACGCAUGUCAAAGCUGUUAAUCGAAGUCCUCGACGUAAAUCUAAUGCUGAUGAAUUACAACAGGAUACACACGGAAAAACAACAAUACAUAGUCACACGAACACACAUGGAAAAGCUGGUGGGCACAGUCCGCGUCGAAAUUCUAAUGCUCAUGAACAUGCGAACACGCAUGGAAAAGCUGCUACGCAUAGUCCUCGUCGCAAUUCCAAUGCUCAUGAAUCACAUCAGGAUACCCAUGGUCAAUCAGACACACAUGGAAAAGCUGGUACACAUACUCCGCGUCGCAAUUCUAAUGCUCAUGAACCAAAAGACGAUACUCAUGACCAUGCGAAUAAACACGGAAAAGCUGCGACGCAUAGCCCACGACGCAAAUCCGAUGCUCAUGAAUCACAUCAGGAUGCUCAUGGUCAAUCAAAUAUACAUGGAAAAGCUAGUGCACCUAGUCCGCGUCGAAAUUCCAAUGCUCAUGAACAGACGAACACGCAUGGAAAAGCUGCUACGCAUAGUUCUCGUCGCAAUUCCAAUGCUCAUGAAUCACAUCAGGAUACCCAUGGUCAAUCAGACACACAUGGAAAAACUGGUACACAUAGUCCGCGUCGCAAUUCUAAUGCUCAUGAACCAAAAGACAAUACUCAUGAUCAUGCGAACAAACACGGAAAAGCUGCUGCGCAUAGCCCACGACGCAAAUCUGAUGCCCAUGAACCACAUAAGGAUAGUCAUGGUCAUUCAACCACAUACGGAAAAACAACAACACAUAGUCACGUCGUCACACAUGGAAAAGCGGUUACACAUCAUAAAUUGGAUGCUAACCAACCAGAAAAUGACAUACGCGACGAAGUUAAGCCUGAAAAAAUCGAAUCCAAUGAAGGCGAACCGCAUAAUGUUGAACAGACAGAAACUAACGAUGCAGUUGCUACUGGAACGUUGGAAACUACGGAAGACAACGCCGAUAGACAUUCUGACAAAACCGAUCAAAGCCAAUCAUAA
Rotaria sordida is the source of this 1206-nucleotide messenger RNA. The record is from the annotation of a GenBank genome assembly. NCBI's taxonomy places the organism in Eukaryota, Metazoa, Rotifera, Eurotatoria, Philodinida, Philodinidae.